Paramecium sonneborni is the source of this 728-nucleotide messenger RNA. The record is from the annotation of a GenBank genome assembly. NCBI's taxonomy places the organism in Eukaryota, Ciliophora, Oligohymenophorea, Peniculida, Parameciidae.
AUUAAUAAUACCAUCUCAAAAAAUGAUAAAAAAUACUCAAACACCUCUUAAUAAAGAUGAAUAAAAAAGGCUUAAUCAAAUAGUUUAAUAAUUGAUUGAUUCUAAUGAUAGUGUAGAGUUUCGAUAGCCUGUUGAUUAUAAGCGAUUGAAUUUACCUGAUUAUAUCUAGAUAGUUAAGAGACCAAUGGACUUAGGUACAGUACAAUAGAAAUUGAAUAACAAUUUAUAUAAGACAGUCGAAGAGUGUUUAGAUGAAAUAUAAUUAAUUUGGGAUAAUUGUAAAUUGUAUAAUGGAUCAACUAGUGUAAGUAUUUUAAUUAAGAUUAAUAGUGGAUAACGAAAAUAGCAGAGAAAUUAGAAAGAUUAUUUAAGAAGUAUGUUAAAAAUUAUUUGCCUUUGGUAAACCUUCCUUAAGUGGUACCAAAAACAAAAGAGAAUCCAUCUGAGGUUUAUUAAGAAGAACCCUAAGAAUAAGUGACUUAUAAUGAUAAGGUUGAGUUUUCUAAUAAUUUGAAACAAUUAGCACCAGAGUAAAUAGGACUAAUUGUUCAUAUGAUAUAAAAUACAUCUCCUAAUGCAUUUAUAGAAAUAGAGCGGGAAAAAUAUUAAAUAAUAGUUGAUAACAUAGAAUAUGAAGCAUUUACAAAAUGCUAAAAAUAGAUACAAGCUUGGAUAACGGGUGAUGACAUAAAUAAAAAGGUUAAAAUAUGAAAUAUGAAUAUUAUUUA